Messenger RNA from Olea europaea var. sylvestris, 1891 nucleotides. RefSeq lists its product as uncharacterized. The transcript is spliced from 3 exons. The record is from RefSeq and is a predicted model, not a curated record. Lineage: Eukaryota; Viridiplantae; Streptophyta; Magnoliopsida; Lamiales; Oleaceae. Bases 522 to 1619 code for a protein of 365 amino acids.
GUCCAUUAUUCUAUUCAACCCUAUGUAAUUCUGCACAUUAAACACGGCACAAAGUCUGUCCAACCCUGUCUAGUUUUGGACAUCAAACACGGCACAAAAUCUUCCACCGGUCGCUUUCUACUUGAGAUUUUAAACCAAACCCUUCAGUCUAAUCUUGAAUUAAAUACAGUUGUAACCUUCUGGUGUCGAAUAUUUUACUUAAGGUCUGUUAAAAUAUUCCUGCAAUCCUCAAAUCCAAACGCGUUUAAGGUCUAAAUCUAUAUUAAUUGACCUAAAACAAAAAGAAAUCUAUUGUUCCCAUCAACAAACAACAAUUUCUUGGCACUUUAACCUGAACAAGACAAUGGAUUCUUGUUAAGGUUUAGCCUGGUCUAUUCUGUUCUUCAUUCUCUCAGUGUACCAACCCACAUUAAUAUUGAAUCCAGAAUCAUACUCUGCUUCUAUUUGAAAUCUUCAAAGGUUUUUCUUACAACCUUAAAAGCCUUUCCACCAGCUUAUGAAUUGUCAGAAACAUCAAGAAUAUGGGAAAGAGCACCGAGAAACAUGUAAAGAUUUCAUCAGGAAUGAAGAUGAAUCAAGGGACUAUGGAGGCCGAUAUGAGAAAAUCGUCACCAAGUCCAGUACCAAAAUCUCCUACACAAAAUGGCAGACCAAGAAGCGUGAUUAUUAAGAAGGCUAAAACGGUGAUUCCUGCUCACAUAGUAGCAGAAGCUAUAUCAACACUCAAUGGUCUUGAUCUUAGAUGGUCAGGACCCAUAACCCCAACAGAAAGGCAAUAUGUGGAACAAUACGUUUUAGCAAAAUACCCAGAGUACUCGAACGCACUUGUAGAAGGAGGAGAAAAGACGGAUCUAUACGAUCUUUGCAUCAAAGAAAAUCCGUCGGCGCCCCAACUGGAUGACAAGCGAAAAUCACUACGUGGUGUUCCAAGAGACUCAUUUGGGCCAUCCUCUGGAAUUAGUCACCCAGAUCCCAAGAGAACACAGUUGGAGCCGUCUCGACUGCUUAACAUCCUCACAAAGAAAUCCUCCUUCCAUGGGAGCUUCGUGUCGAUCCCUGAAAUUCAAGCUCGAAACAAUGUUCUAAACCACUUUGGACUAUCAGACGAGGAGUAUCUUGUUCUUUUCACUCAAAACAGGAAGGAUGCAAUGAUGUUAGUUGGAGAGAGCUACCCGUUCUUCAAGGGGAACUUCUAUUUGACUGUAAUCGGGGAAGAUGCUGAUUAUGUAAGGGAAUUUGCAGGCUACAAAGAAUCAAGAGUGAUUCCUGCACCAGAAUCUUGGUUGGAUUUGAGGAUUAAAGGAUCACAACUCAGCCAAUACUUCAGAAGGAAGUGCAAACACGCUCCUAAAGGACUAUUUUCUUACCCGGCAGAAGUGAAUGGGACUCGAUACUCUAUGCAUUGGAUUUCAGAAGCCCAUCGUAAUUCUUGGCAUAUUCUACUUGAUGCAACUGCCUUGGUGGUGGGGGAAGAUCGGCUAAAUCUCAUGCUCCACAGGCCAGAUUUUGUGCUGUGCAGUCUUGAUAAUUCACACGCUAAUUCUUUAACAAUCACCUGCCUUCUCGUUAGAAGAAAAUCAUUCGACAUGUCAACGGCCUCAAUUCAAGAACAUGAGUAAGCAUGUUCGUACUCCUGUAAAAGCAUCAAAGACAGGUGUCAUAACUAAGAAAUAUUAAGUGAUCGUAUUCAUAAAGAUAAAAAGAUCUUCUGACUUGGUUAAGUAACAGUCUUAUUUCGUGCAGCCACUAUCUAGAUUGACCAAUUACUGAUCAAUCUGUAAGAUCCCUUGAAAUUAGGAGAAAUUUCCGACUUACGAGCGGAAUCACUGAUAUGAAUCUUUGUUCAUGGUUUCAAGUUUCUAAAUUGAUCUAAUACAUACAAGUUCUUUUG